Mesitornis unicolor (brown roatelo) is the source of this 1089-nucleotide messenger RNA. RefSeq names its product glyoxylate reductase/hydroxypyruvate reductase-like. Gene Ontology annotation, molecular function: glyoxylate reductase (NADPH) activity; hydroxypyruvate reductase [NAD(P)H] activity; NAD binding. The coding region runs from base 1 to 984 and encodes 327 amino acids. Gene Ontology annotation, cellular component: cytosol. NCBI's taxonomy places the organism in Eukaryota, Metazoa, Chordata, Aves, Mesitornithiformes, Mesitornithidae. The record is from RefSeq and is a predicted model, not a curated record. The transcript is spliced from 5 exons.
AUGGAGAGUCAGGAACUGCCUUACGUGCUAACUGACUGUAUAGGAGGGAGGCAUGGAGUAUAUGAAGACCAUGCUGAAUUUCUGAAGAAACAUUUUUCUCUCAUUACCAUGAAAGAAUAUCUUGAAAAUAAGAAACUUCUCGGUGAAAAGAUCAGAGCUAUUUAUGCGUGGUAUCACAAACCAGUUAUUGAUGAAGAGCUGCUCCGGAGCUUACCUAACUUGAAGAUAGUUGCAAGCUCUGGAGUGGGAAUAGAUCACUUGGACCUGAACCUCCUCUCCAGAUACGGUGUGAAAGUGUCCAACACUCCAUUUAUUGUUUCCAAUGACACUGCAGACUUGGGCAUGGCUUUGAUGCUGGCAUCUUCCAGGAGGCUUGUGGAAGGCUAUGAGAUGGCAGUCUCCCCCGACACAGAGUAUUUCCCUGCUGACUGGCUGGGGGCUGAGGUUUCUGGGGCAACUCUGGGUAUAGUGGGAAUGGGCACCAUUGGCUACAAAGUGGCCAACCGAGCCAAAGCCUUUGAAAUGAAGAUUCUGUAUCACAACAGGAAUCAGAGAAACAAGGAAGAAGAAAGUGCCGUUGGGGCUAUUUACUGUAAGAAGAUAGAUGAUUUGCUCCAGCAGUCAGAUUUUGUGUUGCUCUCUGUGAACCUGACCCCACAGACACACAAACUGAUUGGGAAGAGGCAGCUGCAGCUGAUGAAACCCACAGCCACUCUCAUUAAUAUCAGCAGAGGUCUGGUUGUGGAUCAGGAUGCUUUGGUGGAAGCCCUUCAAAACCACGUUAUUAAGGCGGCUGCUCUGGAUGUCACAUAUCCUGAACCUUUGCCAAGGGGUCACCCUUUGUUAAAGAUGAAGAAUGUUAUAAUAACUCCUCACAUUGGAAGUGCCACCAAAAAGACACGCCGUCUUAUGAUGGAAAACAUGAUGGAAAGCAUACAAGCUGGUCUUACAGGUCUUCCUAUCCCUAAUGAAGUAUUACUGUAAAGGGGCCUGUGUUUAAUGUUAAUACCAUUAGUGUUUAUCCUGGUGUGAGUGAACAGUAAUUUGAUCACUCUUCAUGUAAUUAUCCCAUGUGUGCUAUACAGAUAA